Molecule: messenger RNA, 288 nt
Organism: Lactuca virosa
Lineage: Eukaryota; Viridiplantae; Streptophyta; Magnoliopsida; Asterales; Asteraceae
Source: the annotation of a GenBank genome assembly
AUGACGACUGAAAACAUCGACGAAGCUAGCGAAACGCCAAGAAGUCCAAUCAGAACCAUGAUGUUGUUAGAACCAGACAUCAUCCCCAUCACCACAUCACGUCAAUCGAUAACCAGCGUGACUACCGCGCCACAGUCCGGUGGCCCAACAACUAUCAACACCUCGAUAAGCGAACUUUGGCGGCUAACAAUGGAAGAGCUGAUUUCCUCUGCCACUACACAGCCACAAACUUUUCAAUUCACCAACCAUCAAACGACGUCAAUUCUCAGCAGUACGAUGCCGCUGUAA